AUGGCUGAUGCUGUCUCUGAGAAUAUCUCAGAAACCAUCAAGGACCUGAACAUGGAGGAGAGCAUAAAGGAGACCUGGAUAUACGUACAAGAGAAGUUUGCAGAAGCAGCAGCCAAUGCAGAAGCAGAUCAAGGACUAUAUCUGGCAUACGGUGCACUGCUAACCAUGGCAUUGAUCCCAAUCUAUUUUGGAUGUAUGCUCUCGCUGGCACCAAAGAGUCAGGAUAAAAAAAAUUGA
This is a messenger RNA of Sphaeroforma arctica JP610, 237 nucleotides long. RefSeq lists its product as hypothetical. Bases 1 to 237 code for a protein of 78 amino acids. NCBI's taxonomy places the organism in Eukaryota, Ichthyosporea, Ichthyophonida. The record is from RefSeq and is a predicted model, not a curated record. The transcript is spliced from 2 exons.